Molecule: messenger RNA, 405 nt
Organism: Bipolaris zeicola 26-R-13
Lineage: Eukaryota; Fungi; Ascomycota; Dothideomycetes; Pleosporales; Pleosporaceae
Exons: 1
Source: RefSeq, a predicted model, not a curated record
UUCAACACAACUACUCUGGUGUCAUGGGAAACCUGGAGCUGGCAAGACCUUUAUAGCGUAUGUACUCACAUUUGGGGCCAAGAAGAAGGGACAGUAUUGAUGUCUCGCAGGUCAGCGGUAAUCGACGAACUCCUUGCUAACCACAUGGAGCGGGAUAUUGGAGUUGCUUACAUUUACCUUGACUACGCCGACAAAGAAGCACAAACUCUCGAGAAUGUGUUUGCUAGUGUCCUCAAGCAGAUUGCAAUAUGUAAAGAGAAGGAAAGUAUCGAGGAAGUGCGUCGCCUGUAUCGCGCAUGUAACAUGGGUGCCCAAAGACCAGAAAUUGAUGCUCUGGUAGAAACUGUCAGGCAGAUAUCUCAGCAUUUCAAGCAGAUAUUUAUUGCCAUCGACGCUCUGGAUGAA